AACACUUGGAACUGGAUCGUUUGGUCGUGUUAUGCUGGCUCAGAAAAUUGAUUCUGGUGAUUACUUUGCUAUGAAGAUACUUGAUAGACAAAAGGUUAUAAAACUUAAACAAGUUGAACAUACACUUAAUGAAAAAAGAAUUCUGCAAGCCGUUUCCUUCCCCUUCCUUGUUAAUUUAGAAUUCAAUUUCAAGGACAAUAGCAAUCUUUAUUUGGUAUUAGAAUACGCAAACGGAGGAGAAAUGUUUUUACAUCUCAGAAAGAAAAUUAGGUUUAGCGAAAGUCAUGCACGAUUUUAUGCUGCACAAGUAGUACUUGCGAUGGAAUAUCUUCACUAUUUAGAUUUGGUGUAUCGAGAUUUGAAACCAGAGAAUAUCUUGUUGGACGCUCAGGGAUAUUUGAAGGUAAAAUAG
Protopolystoma xenopodis is the source of this 412-nucleotide messenger RNA. The record is from the annotation of a GenBank genome assembly. Lineage: Eukaryota; Metazoa; Platyhelminthes; Monogenea; Polystomatidea; Polystomatidae.